GUCCACAUGGAGGAGGCCUCUGUGAUGCAGGGAGCCCAGGGGAUGCUGGUUCAGAACUGGCCCACUGUGUCCAGUGCUGCAGACGGGGAAGGCGGAGGAGAGUUGUCACCUCCAGUUGGAGCUGGGAUCAAUAGCAACAGCUGGCACUUCCGCUACGGCGCGGGGCAAGGCUACGGCCCUCCGCAGGGCCUGAAGCCUGGAGAGAUCCCCCCUGAAGCCUUUAUCAUCCCCGGAUCCCCCGCGAUCAUCUCAAUUCGCCACGACCCAGGGUCUGCGGACGACAAAGGUGAAUUCAUAAGCUUUGGCAAGAAGGAGGAGGCCAAGAAGAAAAAGAAAAAGAAGAAAGAGAAGAAGGACAAGAAGGAGAAGGGAAAAGAUGACGGGGAGGAGUAGAGGAAAAGGGGUGACAGAGUUACCAACAAACUAUCAUCAAAAUUACAGAGCCAGAAAAACAACACAAAAAAAAAAAUCCAAAUCUUCCUCCACAGGUGAGGGAGCUUCCCCACGGUGUAUUUGCAUUGACACUGUAUAGUGGCCAAAACCUUCAGUAAAUGAGGCCUGGCUCCGCUACACUAGGUGAACAUUGCUAAACAAGUAUCUUUUCUAUCUUGGCCGAAUUUUGGCCUACGAUCCAAAGGUAAAGGCUUUGGGCAGAAAAAUCAUUCUUAGCAGCCAGACAUCCUCUGGAAGAAAAAGCUGGACCAAAUCAAACCAACAGAAAGGAUUAUAUUGGAAUAGGUUAGCCUUUCUAUGAUGGCCAUUCCGCUGUCCCACCCGGUGUUGAAUUUUAAUGCACCACUAGGAACGCUAUCUGAAUCUGGGCGCUACGA
Messenger RNA from Lampris incognitus (smalleye Pacific opah), 830 nucleotides. Its product is annotated as protocadherin alpha-5-like. The transcript has 2 exons. The record is from RefSeq and is a predicted model, not a curated record. Lineage: Eukaryota; Metazoa; Chordata; Actinopteri; Lampriformes; Lampridae. The coding region runs from base 7 to 393 and encodes 128 amino acids.